CCGGCGUAUGUUAUUUCUUUCUUCCUCGCCAUCGAUUUGAAUCUGUAAAUUUAUCGAAUAACCUAGAAUUUGUUUUUUACUAGAUUUCUUCAAUCAUGGCUUCCAUUUCGCAAAAGGAUUUUCCUGCUGAUGAUCAGCAGAGAACAAAAAUUCCAAAUAAGAAUUGUAAAAGAAAAAAUAAAAAAUCCAAAAUUAAAUCAUUCUCCACAGCAACUCGUGGACGUGGGACUGGUUUUCCAAUCAACCCUUUUAAUUUCUCAUCUCUUCUCUAUGAUACAAAUAUCAAGAAAUUGGCUGAACAAGCAGAAAAAUAUCCAUCAUUCAAUCAGAUGGCUCAACAGGAUGGUCUCCUUAAAUCUCAUAAACGGAAGACUUUUUCAAUCAUGAGAAGGAUCAUAUUUAGUGAUGAUUUAUGGACCUUGGCUGAGCGCCUGAGUGAUGCAUUGGUGCAGGACCCAUCAACGUCUUCCAUGCUUGAAAUUUACGUCAAACUAUCAUUUGAAGGCAAACGUAAACGGGGAACAGCACAAGUCGACAGAGAUCCAUGUUUGAAACUUAUUUUAGAUGAGAUAGAGAGUGGUGGUCCUGCUGUACUGAUGAGAUACUGGAAUGAUGAGAGGGUUUUGAAGAUGUUUGGACUAGUCAUGGGCAUUUCUCUAGGUCCUGGAGAUGCAGUUUAUUCUGAAAAUUUUGGGUCAUUUGUUCAUCAUACUGCUAUUAUUGGCAACGUCAAGUUGUGCUGUCAGAAUUUGAAGGAACUUCCCAGCAACCGAGUGUCUCCCCAAUCGUCAUCAAAGUACAAAUGCAAACAAACAGAAAGAACACAGGAAACACAGGAAGAGCAUUCUUUGGCUGUAUUGAUGCUCAAACUCAAUCUAGUGGACCUUCUCUUUAGACGUGCACCUUGUAACCCUCUUCCUUAUUAUUGGUGCGGCUAUGUGAGGACUCAGUCUGGUGGCUGUUCAAGGGUUAAAUCUUCAGCUUCUACCCACAACCUACCUGAUCAAGAAACCCAGCUGGGGGCUGGGAAAGAAGGGUUGCUUACUAUCCUGGCUAGAGUUACCAGUGAGACUCCUUCCGCUCGAUUCGCACAAGAAUUUGUUCUAGUUCUCUUUUUGUAUCAUUGCCUUUGCACCAUGCCUUGUGUCCAGUGUGAUGAAGUAGUCAAGGCGGUCGAGGCAGCGGUCGAGGCAGCGAAAUACCGGAUAAUCCACAAUUUGUAUAGAGAAAGUUCAGAGGUUGAGUGAGAUCAAGGGUGUCAGAACUCAGAAUAGUCAAUUGAUGGGUCAUUUUGCCAAUGCUCUUUACAUUGGAGCCCCCACCUUGAACCCCGUCAAUACAUUUUUAAAAAUUUACAUUGAUAAGUUGUUGAAAAAUUAUUAGAAAGACGUAUUUAAAUAUGUGAACUUAAAAAGAUAGAGACAAUUGUAUGCAUAAACAAAUGGUCAAGAAGUUAUUUAUUUUAUAAUCUAUUUUGAAAUGUUGAACAGA
This is a messenger RNA of Medicago truncatula (barrel medic), 1491 nucleotides long. RefSeq names its product ankyrin repeat domain-containing protein 2B. Bases 96 to 1247 code for a protein of 383 amino acids. The transcript has 9 exons. Lineage: Eukaryota; Viridiplantae; Streptophyta; Magnoliopsida; Fabales; Fabaceae. The record is from RefSeq and is a predicted model, not a curated record.